CUCUUUCAUAACAAAAAAAAAAAAGAGAAAAAGAAAAGAAAAAAAAAGUACUUUUGUUUCUCUCUCUUGUUUUUCUCUCUCUCUAUAUAUAAACAAAAAACCCUUCGAUCUGUUUUUUUUUUUAAAACUCUUAUCUCACUCAUUCAUUCAAGGUGAGUGAGAUGUCUUCUCUGAGUAGAGAGCUUGUGUUUUUGAUACUUCAGUUUCUUGAUGAGGAGAAAUUCAAAGAUGCUGUUCACAAAUUGGAGCAAGAAUCCGGGUUUUACUUUAACAUGAGGCAUUUUGAUGAAAUGGUGGCAGCUGGAGAAUGGGAUGAAGUGGAGAAGUACUUAUCUGGGUUCACCAAGGUUGAUGAUAAUCGAUACUCCAUGAAAAUUUUCUUCGAGAUCCGAAAGCAAAAGUAUCUAGAAGCCCUGGAUAAGAACGACCGUCCUAAAGCUGUUGAUAUCCUAGUUAAGGACUUGAAGGUGUUUUCAGCGUUUAAUGAAGACCUUUUCAAAGAAAUAACACAACUUUUGACUCUUGACAACUUUAGGGAUAACGAGCAGUUAUCUAAAUAUGGAGAUACCAAGUCUGCUAGGAGUAUAAUGCUUCUGGAACUCAAAAAACUGAUAGAAGCAAAUCCCUUGUUUCGUGAUAAGCUGACCUUUCCCAGCUUGAAGAACGCGAGACUGCGGACAUUAAUCAACCAGAGUUUGAACUGGCAGCAUCAGCUUUGUAAGAGUCCGAAGCAAAAUCCUGACAUAAAGACUUUAUUUGUGGACCAUUCAUGCGGUCAGUCACAGCCAAAUGGUGCCCGGGCUCCAUCCCCUGUAACUCAUCCACUCAUGGGAGCUGUUAAGUCCGGGGUUUUUCAACCUCUGGGUCCUCAUGGUGUAAAUCCUUUUCAGCAAGCACCUGCUCCUAUGCCAAAUGCUCUUGCUGGGUGGAUGACUAAUCCUUCCCAAGUCGCUCAUCCUUCUGCUUCUGCUGGACCAAUAGGUUUUACCGCUCCAAAUAAUGCAGCAGCAGCAGCUAUGCUAAAGCGUCCGAGGACUCCUACAAAUAACCCAACAGUAGACUAUCAAACAGCUGAGUCAGAGCACAUGUUAAAGAGAUCAAGACCUUUUGGCGUAUCAGAUGAAGUAAAUAAUAUGAAUAUCAAUAUUUUGCCUGGUGGAUUCACCGGACAAAGCCAUGCACAAAGUUCAUACUCAUCAGAUGAUUUGCCCAAGGCUCUUUUCAUGACUCUAAGUCAGGGUUCAGCAGUCAAGAGUAUGGAUUUCCAUCCGGUACAGCAGAUUUUGCUUCUUGUUGGUACUGCCACAGGAGAGAUUAUGAUUUGGGAGUUGGGUGGUAGGGAGAGGGUUGCUCACAGAAGUUUCAAGGUUUGGGAUCUUGGGCAAUGUUCAGUGGCUUUACAGGCAUCUAUGACAAGUGAAUACUCUGCAUCAGUUAAUCGUGUAAUGUGGAGUCCUGAUGGCACUUUUUUUGGUGUUGCAUACUCAAAGCACAUUGUGCACAUCUACUCCUAUCAUGGUGGCGAUGAUCUUAGAAACCACCUUGAGAUUGAGGCUCAUUCAGGAAGUGUCAAUGAUCUUGCCUUUUCCUUCCCUAACAAACAGAUUUGUAUUGUUACCUGUGGGGAUGACAGGCUUAUUAAGGUGUGGGAUGCGGUGUCAGGGGCUAAGCAAUAUACUUUUGAGGGCCAUGAGGCACCAGUCUAUUCAAUAUGUCCACAUCACAAAGAAAAUAUUCAGUUUAUCUUCUCAACUGCAAUUGAUGGGAAAAUAAAGGCAUGGUUAUACGAUAACAUGGGUUCAAGAGUUGACUAUGAUGCACCAGGUCAUUCAUCAACCACAAUGGCUUAUAGUGCUGAUGGAACAAGGUUAUUCUCAUGUGGGACUAACAAAGAAGGAGAGUCAUAUCUUGUUGAAUGGAAUGAAAGCGAAGGAGCUGUAAAGCGUACGUUUAUUGGUCUGGGGAAGCGUGCAGGUGGGAUAGUGCAAUUUGACACUACUAAGAACAGAUUUUUGGCUGCUGGUGAUGAAUUCACAAUAAAAUUUUGGGAAAUGGACAAUAUCAACAUGCUGACAACUACUGAUGCUGACGGUGGCUUACCGGCUUCUCCUUGCCUCCGAUUUAACAAGGAAGGAAUGUUGUUGGCUGUUUCGACGAGUGACAAUGGGAUAAAAAUCUUAGCAAAUACAGACGGUGUUAGGCUUUUAAGAUCCAUGGAAAAUGCUACUAGAGUAGCGUCUGCUUCUGUGGUGAAGCCCCAGCCCCCGACAUUGGGAAGUUUUGGGCCUCCUAGCACCUCUGUUGCCACAAGCUUUGUAGAUCGAGUAGUGCCAAUGGUAUCCAUGAAUGGUGAAAAUCGCAAUUUAGUUGAUGCAAGGCCAAGAGCUGCAGAAGAGCCUCUUGAUAAAUCUAGAAUCUGGAAACCGACUGAAAUUAAUGAACCAUCACAGUGCAGAUCCUUGAAGCUUCCAGACAAUUUAACAGCAUCGAGGGUUACAAGAUUGAUAUAUACAAAUUCUGGAUUGGCUAUAUUGGCGUUAGCUGCCAAUGCUGUGCACAAACUUUGGAAAUGGCCCAGAAAUGAGCGAAACCCAACAGGGAAGGCGAAUGCAAGUGUUGUCCCACAACUAUGGCAACCUUCAAACGGGACCCUGAUGACAAAUGAUACUAAUGACUCAAAUCCUGAAGAUACUGUUCCGUGUUUUGCACUCUCAAAGAAUGACUCCUACGUCAUGUCAGCUUCUGGAGGGAAAAUAUCAUUGUUUAAUAUGAUGACUUUUAAGACUAUGACAACAUUUAUGCCCCCUUCACCUGCAGCAACCUUUUUGGCAUUUCAUCCUCAAGAUAAUAAUGUUAUUGCCAUAGGCAUGGAUGAUUCCUCCAUUCAGAUAUAUAAUGUCCGAGUUGACGAGGUAAAGACAAAGCUCAAAGGACAUCAGAAAAGAAUAACUGGGCUUGCUUUUUCGAAUUCUCUGAACGUGCUUAUAUCUGCAGGAGCUGAUUCUCAGCUAUGUGUUUGGACCAGUGAUGGAUGGGAGAAGCAAACAAACAAAUACUUGCAGAUUCCUGCUGGGCGUGCAGCUGCUCCUCAAGCAGAUACUCGUGUACAAUUUCACCAGGAUCAGACACAAUUGUUGGUAGUCCAUGAAACACAGAUAGCCAUAUUUGAAGCUCCUAAACUCGAGUGCCUCAAGCAGUGGGUCCCUAGAGAAGCAAGUGGGCCAAUUACACAUGCAACAUACUCUUGUGAUAGCCAGUCUAUAUUUGUUAGUUUUGAAGAUGCAAGUGUAGGUGUUCUCAGUGCUUCUACACUGCGAUGGAGAUGUCGGAUCAAUCCUACUUCCUACCUUCCUGCCAAUCCAAGUUCGAGGGUGCAUCCACUUGUUAUCGCCGCACAUCCAUCUGAUUCGAAUCAGUUCGCAUUGGGACUAAAUGAUGGUGCUGUAGUUGUACUUGAGCCGCUUGAGGCUGAAGGCAAAUGGGGAACGUUGCCUCCGGCUGAAAAUGGUGCUGGACCAAGCACUUCAGGUGCUGCAAAUUCAGAUCAACACCAGAGGUAGUUACCUCGUCGGGCACAUGCUGGCAGGAGAAGUUUCUAGAUUAGCCAGUGUAGUUGUAGAAAUCUGAAUUUAGAUUAUGUAGAGGUUGUUUAGUAGGGGUUACAUCAGUUCACCGAUAAUGUUAAAUUUGUGGACGUGUAAAUUUAGUAGAGGUUGUUUUUGCAUCAGUAAUCUGGAGAUCAUAGUGUUAGUUGGUGGUGAACAAAUUGCCUUGGUCCAUGGUUCUUUUUAGCUUUACUAAAGAACGACGAUUUCCAAAAUUGUUUCGUUCUUUUUGGCUGAAUAUCUCAAAGUUGGUUCUGAAGGUACGAUGUUUAGGAACAGGAUAUCAGGUAGGGAUC
Lycium ferocissimum is the source of this 3901-nucleotide messenger RNA. RefSeq names its product topless-related protein 4-like. The coding region runs from base 162 to 3560 and encodes 1132 amino acids. Gene Ontology annotation, biological process: regulation of DNA-templated transcription. The record is from RefSeq and is a predicted model, not a curated record. Lineage: Eukaryota; Viridiplantae; Streptophyta; Magnoliopsida; Solanales; Solanaceae. The transcript has 26 exons. Gene Ontology annotation, molecular function: protein binding.